AUGUCAACAUUCAGCUUCUCCUUCUCAGGAGACGACAUAGAGGAUACUCAAAUUACAGACUCUGAACCCCAACCCUUAUCACGAAGUCAUGCCGCCGAAACAGGAACCCUACAGCGCUCUACUACCAGCUCAGCUUUCCCAAUUGGGAGUCAGUUAUUACAGCCACAGACUCACGAUUUAGAACCCAUGCUGAGAUCCUUACCAUCAAAGAUCGUCUACAGUACAUUAGUCAUCAGACUCGAUGACGGGACAGACAUCUCUAUUCCGAGGAGAGAGCUUUGGGAUGUGAGGGUUCAGCUUAUGGCUGAGGAGGAUGAUGAGGGGCUGGGGAAUCUCGGCAAGGAUGAUGUUAGGACGGGGGUUUAUGAGGGUGGGUUUAAGAGCUGGGAGAGCUCGGUGGAUGUGGUUAAGUUGUUGCAUGAGAGGAGGAGAAAUGUUGAUUUCUCGGGGAAGAUUUUAGAGCUCGGAUGCGGCACCGCCCUCCCCUCUCUAGCCGUCUUCCAAUGGCUGUUACAAAACCCCAUCUCAACCGAACCAUCACACCUCGGCCUCGCAGACUACAACCCCACCGUCCUCCAACUCGUCACACUCCCCAACAUCCUCCUAUCCUGGGCCCAAACCACUCGCCAAGAAUCAUGGCAACCCGAAGGCGAGCUCGAUCUCGACGAGCAAACCAUCCAAGACUUCCUCUCCUCUCUCCAAUCCCGCCAAGUCAAACUCUCAUUCUUCUCCGGAGCAUGGAGUCAAGAGUUCGUCAACCUCGUAAAGACCAACAUGGAUUCACGUACAUCGCGACUCACCAUCAUCGGAGCGGAGACCAUCUACUCGCCUGUAGCAUUGAAGUCCUUUGCGGAGACUCUGGUUGGUCUUUUGGGGAGUAUGCCGGAUGAGGAGAGGACGGCGUUGGUUGCUGCGAAGAAGGUUUAUUUUGGUGUGGGGGGGUCGAUGGAGGAUUUUUGUGAUAUUGUGCGCGGGCAUGGGUGUACUGUGGAGCAGAUUAGGGAGGAGUCGGAUGGUGUGAGGAGGUCUGUGGUUGAGGUUAAGAUCGCACAGUCCGUAUGA
Messenger RNA from Cadophora gregata, 1062 nucleotides. RefSeq lists its product as uncharacterized. The record is from RefSeq and is a predicted model, not a curated record. The coding region runs from base 1 to 1062 and encodes 353 amino acids. Gene Ontology annotation, biological process: peptidyl-histidine methylation, to form tele-methylhistidine. The transcript has 2 exons. Lineage: Eukaryota; Fungi; Ascomycota; Leotiomycetes; Helotiales; Ploettnerulaceae. Gene Ontology annotation, molecular function: protein-L-histidine N-tele-methyltransferase activity.